UGUAUUUUAAGUCCACAUUAUACCAUUUCAUUAGCAAGCAAGUCUUUGUAGUUUUUCGGAUCGCUUCUUUAACUAUGGCUAAUUCAGAAACAUUUCGUGUCCUGGAAGAAGGAUUUAAAAUCCCAACUAUUGGACUUGGAACUGCCUACCAAGAAAGCGAUGACGUAGUUCAAGAAGCCGUUGAUGCUGCUUUAGAGAUCGGCUAUCGCCAUAUCGAUACAGCAUUUUGGUACAAUACCGAAAAGAAUAUUGGCCAGGUUCUUAUUAAAUGGUUAUCUUCAGGAAGAAUAAAAAGAGAAGAAAUAUUUGUUACCACAAAAUUACCAUUUCAGGGAGCGCACGCCGAAGCAGUCGAACCGUUUUUGAAAAAGUCUUUAGAAAAUCUUCAACUUGAUUACGUGGACUUAUACCUUAUUCAUUAUCCUGUAGCAUUUAAAUAUGAAGGAGUCGAUAAAUUUACUCCCGAACCUGUUGAAACCGAUCAUAUAUCAUUAUGGAAAGGAGCGCACGCCGAAGCAGUCGAACCGUUUUUGAAAAAGUCUUUAGAAAAUCUUCAACUUGAUUACGUGGACUUAUACCUUAUUCAUUAUCCUGUAGCAUUUAAAUAUGAAGGAGUCGAUAAAUUUACUCCCGAACCUGUUGAAACCGAUCAUAUAUCAUUAUGGAAAAAAAUGGAAGAACAAGUUGAAGCAGGCCGAACAAAAUUCAUAGGAGUUUCUAACUUUAAUAUUUCGCAGAUAAAAAAAAUCAUAAAAAUUGCCACACUAAAGCCAGUGUGUUCACAAGUGGAAAUGCAUGCGUCCUUUCAAAAUCAGGAUCAUGUUAAUUUUUGUAAAGACAAUAAUAUUGUUGUAACAGCCUACUCUCCCUUGGGAACUCCCAACUUAGGGCAGUUUUUAGAUGAAAACUUAAAGAAAGCUAUUAAACAACCAAAUCUUCUAAAUGAUGCAACAGUAAGAAAAAUUGCAGAAAAACAUCAUAAAACAUCUGCUCAGGUCCUUCUUAGGUUUUUAAUCCAAAAAGAUGUGUGUGUUAUACCGAAAAGUUCGAAUCCAAAUAGAAUAAAAGAAAACUUUCAAGUAUUUGAUUUUAAGCUCGAUAACCGGGAUAUGAAGAUGCUCGAGAAUCUGGAUAAAGGAGAAGAAGGAAGAGUUGUGGAUUUGGCCAUCUUCUUUCCUCAAUUAAAAGAAAAUGCUGAAUAUCCAUUUUAACGUGUUUUUAAUAAUUUGAAAAUAACCGUUCACUUAUUGUCUAAUAUUUUAUUGAUAACAAUUUUGUUGUAGCAAAUUUUAAUUUUUAAUAAACAUUUUAAGAAUA
Molecule: messenger RNA, 1317 nt
Organism: Diabrotica virgifera virgifera (western corn rootworm)
Lineage: Eukaryota; Metazoa; Arthropoda; Insecta; Coleoptera; Chrysomelidae
Product: dihydrodiol dehydrogenase 3-like
Exons: 7
Coding region: 75-1211 (378 amino acids)
Cellular component (GO): cytosol
Molecular function (GO): aldose reductase (NADPH) activity
Source: RefSeq, a predicted model, not a curated record